AUGCUAUAUAAGACCCUCAACCUCGCGCGCCAGAGUCUUGCAAAGACCUUCACCCACGGUUACGCCCAGUCCGUUGUCGCCGCCUCCCAGUCCUCCUACGCCUCCCAGAACCAUUCCUUCGGAGCCUACAGUCGUUUCUCGAAAUCUCAGUCACAACAACCGCAGACCCACUUUUCGACCGCCCACGGCCAGCCGAGCACCAGCUCGAAGCCUGGUCAAGCCGACCAUCACGAUGGUUUAGCUGCGUACUACGCCGCAUGGCAGAAACAUGCGCGCCUCGAGGAUAGGGAAUGGCAGCAGUUUCAGUUCAGGAAGAGCAUAGAAUGGAAGGCUACACCCGCAGCAACAGACGGCAAGGCGAAGGUUAGACACCACGACGAUGUCGCUGUGGAAGAGGAUGUGGAGCUGGCUCCGCCCAGAGGUAGCCUAAGUCGCGCUUACAGUACGAGCGCAGUCGAUGACCGCAAGGAAAUCGUAAUCGAUGAGCCGGAUGACGUUGCAGCACUUACCAGGCCGAAUGAAGCUAUCGUCGAAGAAAUAGUUAGAGAUGAGGCGCAGGCUCAAACCACCGCAUCUGAAGGGGACGCUUCUGUGUCGGUCGAAGAUGGAUUCCGGUCCCCUACGUCGUCACUAGAGGCAUCUGUCGAGUCCUUCGUUCUGAGCGACAUUACUCAAGCGACAUCAGUUUCGGCAGCGGACACAUACGCAGAGCAGCUGAACAGGCUUGCGGAAAGCCAGCAUUAUGCCGAAAUUCCUGCGGUCUUCGAGGCGAUGCUUCUGGAGAAUGUCAAGCCCACUGCGACUGCUUACCAUGCGCUGCUUGCUGCUGCCAUUCGGCUUCCACGGUCAAAGCACCAGGUUGUGCCCAAGGCGCUGGACAUCUACUCGGACAUGCUCCAUCGCCGAGUCCUUCCGGAUAGUACCACCUACGCCAUUUUGAUCGAGCUCCUUUCCGCACGGACUCUGGAUGUUGUGGGGAUGAAGCAGGUCCUUGAGGAGAAGCGUCUCAGGUAUGGGGGCAUGGAAGAGGAGGGAAAGUUCAUGCUUCAGUCGAACAAGACUGAGUCCGACAUUCUUUCUGAAGAUGACUCGCUCAGCAUCGCCGUCAAAUUGUACGACACUGCCUUGGCUAUCGAUCGGGACCGUGCAUUCGCCGAGAAGACUUACCGUGUUCUGGUAGCUGCUUGCGCGGAAACUGGCCGCCUCGAGGACAUGGUACGAAUUUACGAGCAUAUGGAAGCGAAGAACAUUCUGCCAUGUGCCGACCUGUUCGUACCAAUGAUCCAUGCGUUCGGGACUUCGGGAGACUUGCGAAGCGCUGUGGAAUGCUAUGAUGAGUACAAAGCCAUGGCUAUCGCGAACGACAAGGGAGAGAUCUCGAUGACUCGGAAGGACAACCAUGUGUAUGCGGCGCUCGUCAAAGCAUACAUUGUUUGCGAAAGGCCUGAGGGCGCUCAUAAGUUCCUCGGCAAGAUUGAGAGCGAGCUGCCGGAAUCUAGUCAGCUUGUCACACUGCGGGAUUCCAUAGGCUUGAGGGCAUUCAUUCCGGCCUGGCUAAGAAACGGCGCAUUCGCGGAUGCGUUGAGCCAUGUGAGCGAGAAGCUGAGUCCCAACGCACGCAGUAUCGCCAUGGCGGCCAUCUGUGUGAAGGCUGCCGACAAGAACAGCAUUGAUAUAGCGACCACAGCUUUUAGCUCGCUGGGCGAAGGCAUUGAUUUGUCUGUGCCUGCCAUGGCCAUGGGCGCGAUGCACAUUCGCAACGGCAACAUCGAGGCUGCUGAACCCUUUUGGUUCACCUUGGAGACCUCCAGCAUCAAGCCUCAAUUCAUCGAGGCGACAGUCAUGCACGCCGUGGCCUUAAUUGGCAGCGGUCGUCCGGAGACCGGCUUACGACGCAGUCGCCAGAUGUUCACUCGCAUUCGUGAUGCUCAGGCAACCUCGAACCAAGCCAAGCUGGAAGUUGUCGAGCAGAUUGAUGAGGCGAUCGAGGUCAUUGGCCAGUUCAUGUCCAAGAGAAACAUUGUGCUUCCCGCUAAGGCAAGCAUGGAGCUGAUGUGGACUAUGGUUGAGAAUGGCGGUCUAGUCCUUCCAGUUGCUGGACACCUGCUCGCAGGCCUUGGAUCAGAAGGCAUUGCUGAGCUUGGCUGGACCGACCUCACCCUGCUGAUGCAGGUACAAGCCGGCAUGAUCAUCAAUGCGUCACAUAUGGGUGUUGCGCACGAGGCCCGAUUUGCUCACCUGCUCGACGUGAUAAUCGGCGGCGGCUUGACUCUCGAAAAACGGACAGCGACCUUGAUAGAGAAGGUUCUUAUACGGGUCGACCGACCUGACCUUGCUCAACGAUGGCAAAACUUCUACUACCCAGCACCCGUACCCGCCUACUCGCCUGCUCCAUAUCAAACAUUCACUUAUCCUACUCCGAUGCAUCAAAGCGCUGCCGUCGAAGAUGCGUUUGAUCCGUACGCUGCCACAACCGACAACAAGGGCUCAGUAGCCAUCACCGACCUUCUUGAAAAGACCCAUGGACGCACCUCCUCCCACUUGAACGAGGCACUAACUAAGUUCAAGAAUAUGCGCCGGGCUGGCAGGCACCCACGCUUCUUCGCGUAUGCGAAGCUUAUCACUGCGGCAGCGAAGGAAAACCGCCUCAACCUCGCUCACGACAUCCUGGCUCUGGCCAGGCAGGAUGUUCCUCUUCUCUCUCAGUAUCGCAUUGUGCGAUAUGGAUGGGUCACCAUCCUGGAUGCCAUGGUUGCUGCAUGCUUAACAACCGGCCAGCGUCAGCUAGCUGCUCAGUAUCAUCAAGAUCUGCUUGAAAUGGGCGCGGCUCCCUCAGCGAACACCUUUGGCCUCUACAUCACCACGCUCAAGGAAUCUACCAAGACCUUUGACGAAGCCACCGAGGCGGUGAAGAUCUUCCUCCGCGCCAAGUCUGAAGGCGUCGAGCCGUCCUCCUUCCUCUACAACGCGCUCAUCGGCAAGCUGGGCAAAGCCCGUCGCAUCGACGACUGCCUCUUCUACUUCGCCGAGAUGCGCAACCAUGGCAUCCGCCCGACCAGCGUCACCUACGGCACCAUUGUUAAUGCUCUCUGCCGCGUCAGUGACGAGAAGUUCGCAGAAGAGCUUUUCGAGGAGAUGGAAAGUAUGCCCAACUACAAGCCUCGCCCCGCGCCCUACCACUCCCUCAUGCAAUUCUUCCUUGCCACGAAGCGUGACCGCUCCAAGGUCCUCGACUACUACAACCGCAUGCGCGCCCGCAACGUAGAACCCACGGCGCACACUCACAAGCUCCUCAUCGACACCUAUGCCACCCUGGACCCCAUCGACAUGCCCGCCGCCGAAGCAGUCCUAAGCCAGAUCCGGCAGACGGGCGGCCAGCCCGAGGCGGUGCACUACGCGUCCCUCAUUCACGCCAAGGGCUGCGUGCAGCACGACAUGGCUGGCGCGCGGAGUCUCUUCGACGCCGUGCUGGCUGAUGCCGCUAUCCGGCCCCAGGCGUGUCUUUACCAGGCGCUCUUCGAGUCCAUGGUCGCGAACCACGAGAUCGAGGGGACCGAGGCCGUUCUCGCUGACAUGAAGGCAAGAGGCGUGGAUGUGACGCCGUAUAUUGCGAACGCGCUUAUCCAUGGCUGGGCCGUGGCAGGCGAGAUCAAGAAGGCGGAGAGGGUUUAUAAUGCCCUUGCUACGGAGAAACGGGAGCCGAGCACGUAUGAGGCGAUGACGAGGGCGUUUUUGGCGGUUGAGGACCGCGAGGGCGCCGUGAGAGUUGUGAAUGAGGGGCUUAAGAGGGGGUAUCCUGCUGCUGUUGCGGGAAAGAUCUUGGAGCUGGUGGGAGGUGGCCGCCACGGCGGAGCGGCGGUCGCCGAGAUUGGAGCGUAA
Messenger RNA from Coniosporium apollinis CBS 100218, 3879 nucleotides. RefSeq lists its product as uncharacterized. The coding region runs from base 1 to 3879 and encodes 1292 amino acids. Lineage: Eukaryota; Fungi; Ascomycota; Dothideomycetes. The transcript has a single exon. The record is from RefSeq and is a predicted model, not a curated record. Gene Ontology annotation, molecular function: protein binding.